CUUCUAUAUAUUCUCAUUUUGAUUCAUUCAAGACCUGCUUUAUGUUCUUUCUAGAUCUCAACUUUCAUGACAGAACUGUCUUAUUGCAUGGUGAUGAGGAUUAAUAUUGAUUGUAAUGGGUGUUGUGGAAAAGUAAGGAAGACCAUUCUUGGCAUCCGCGAGGUGGAUCAACAUAUGAUAGAGAAGAAGCAGAAGAGGGUGAUUGUGUUUGGCAAAUUCGUCCCACAAGACGUGGCGAUCAAGAUAAGGAAGAGAACCAAUCGAAGAGUUGAAAUACUAGAUAUUCAGGAAUUUAACCCUAACGAGAUGAAUAAUAACAAUAAUAGUAAUAAUAAUAACAAGACAAUUAACAAUGAUCAUCAUCAAGUUCCUCAAGGUGAUCAUGAACAAACUCCCUUGCUUGUUGCUAGUUCAUGGAACCACCUUGUAUCCUCAUCUCAUAUUGAAACUUGCUGUCUAGAAUAUAUAUGAUCAUCAUUAGGUAAUUAGUAAGGUCAUCUAAAUUCAUCAAUGUCAUGUCUAUGUAUGUAUAUAAACCAUGGAUACGUAAUUUACAUUAUACUAAAUUACUAAAUUGAUGAUCAUAAUUAGUUCUAAGAAGUUUGAGACAAGUAAAUAUUCUCUCU
This is a messenger RNA of Impatiens glandulifera, 626 nucleotides long. Its product is annotated as rRNA methyltransferase 2, mitochondrial. The record is from RefSeq and is a predicted model, not a curated record. Bases 67 to 471 code for a protein of 134 amino acids. NCBI's taxonomy places the organism in Eukaryota, Viridiplantae, Streptophyta, Magnoliopsida, Ericales, Balsaminaceae. The transcript is spliced from 3 exons. Gene Ontology annotation, molecular function: metal ion binding.